CACCAUCCUCCUGCUGAUGGACCCAGUUUCCUGUUGUGACUUAUGCUUUAAGAGCGAUGUGUCACAUCGGUGGCGCGAGGGAACCAAUAGCAUAGCGAUAGACGGCGGAAGCUAGGAAACAAGCCUGGAGUAUCUCACAUAUGUCCCGGUCAGGUUAUGCGCAAGACGUUUGUCUAGUACAUAUCUUCCAGGUUGUUUUGGUUCGCCGCUCGCCGUCAUCCCAUCAAGCUUACACCACCAUCCAGUGAACCAUCUCGCAAGAUCGAGCUGACAGCACCAUAUCCAACGAAAAGCUUGCCGUCCCCAAUCAUCAUGUCGCUAGCUCAUACGCAACUUCCUGGCCCGUAUCAAGAUGCUCUCCCGGCUGACCCCCGCGACUGGGUCGUUGAUGACGCCGUCCUCAGCACAGUCCCUUCCAGCACUGGCUUUCCCCCUCCGGUGGAAGAAACGUUCUACGGAUGGACGAGCAACUUCGCCGACGCCAAUGUGCUGCUCGCCUCUCUGAGCCAGAGCACAGGAGAAUACCACUUUUGCGGAGAGGAUGGCCAACUCGUCAUGCCAGUCCCGAUGGGCAGUGUCUACGGAAGCGGCGAAACCCAGACCAUCAACUUGGCAGCUCCCGCCGUAGCAACCGCCAUGCAAGAUCCACCAUGGAACCCUGUGCCAUGCGAGUCACACCAUCAUCUGGCCUGUUCGGUGCUGUCAACCGCCCAGGGACCAGUGAUAAUGGAUCCCGCGUCCGAGGCGGCUCCAAUCACAGAGCAGCACUCGCCGCCGAGCGAAUGGAGGGGGCAGCUGCAACACACCAUCACCAGUUCGCUCCCACCACGAGACGACCCCAUCUGGAAAAACCUCAAGAAGCAGAGGCUGCGGGCCGGCCGCCGCAGGACCGAGACCAGAAACCGCAAUAGAAACCGAGAAAAGGAGGAGCGGAUCAAGUCCACGUCCGAGCAGCUGGAGAGAAAGCGUGCCGACCUCGUCGCCCAGGAGAAGGCCCUGAAGGAGGAGAGGCUCAUCCUCAUCGAGGAGCUCCUGGCUCAUGCUCACUGCAAUGACAGUGCUAUUAGCGAAUACCUGGCGAUGGCUUCCAAGGACGUGUGA
Messenger RNA from Chaetomium strumarium, 1101 nucleotides. RefSeq lists its product as uncharacterized. The record is from RefSeq and is a predicted model, not a curated record. The coding region runs from base 313 to 1101 and encodes 262 amino acids. The transcript is spliced from 2 exons. Lineage: Eukaryota; Fungi; Ascomycota; Sordariomycetes; Sordariales; Chaetomiaceae.